UACUAUUAAUUAAUUAAGACAUUAAUUUCGCUCUCUUUAAAAUCAAGAAAAUGGUGAAGGGAAGUGGCAGUGCAGCGUUUGGGAUUGUGAUGGCGUGUUUAUUGUUGCUCCAUUCUGAGCUGAGUGAAGCCACAACUUACACAGUUGGCAAUUCUGAUUCUAAUGGUUGGACAUAUAACGUCGCUAACUGGCCUAAAGGAAAGAGUUUUAAGGCCGGUGAUGUUCUCGUAUUCAACUAUGAUCCAGCCCUCCAUAACGUGGUGGUGGUAAACAAGAGAGGUUACAAAAAUUGCACAACCCCGAAAAACGCCAAAGUGUAUCAAACAGGAAAUGAUCAGAUCACGCUUGCCCAAGGAAAUAGCUAUUUUAUCUGCAAUUUCCCAGGCCACUGCGAGGCUGGAAUGAAAAUAGCGGUUACUGCUGGCUAGUUUUUAGUCGAGUUAAUAAACAAGAGUGGUGUGCUUUAUAUCUGUAUUGUACUUAAAUAAAUGGCGACUUAUUAUAAGCAUGGCUUAUGUAUGUAUGUGGUUUUGUAUUUUGUUUCGAGGAAAUUAACUCUUGAAAAUCUUUGAAGAAAAUAGAAAUACAUUAUGAAUUGUAAA
This is a messenger RNA of Pistacia vera, 602 nucleotides long. RefSeq names its product basic blue protein-like. The transcript is spliced from 2 exons. The record is from RefSeq and is a predicted model, not a curated record. Gene Ontology annotation, molecular function: electron transfer activity. Gene Ontology annotation, cellular component: plasma membrane. Bases 51 to 428 code for a protein of 125 amino acids. NCBI's taxonomy places the organism in Eukaryota, Viridiplantae, Streptophyta, Magnoliopsida, Sapindales, Anacardiaceae.